GAAAUAAACACACUGCUGCAGCACGGUGUCAGUUGCAGGUUUCCCACUGUAGUAAUUAAAUGGCUAAAGUCGAGAUCGCCCCUUUGAGAGCCUGGGAUGAUUUCUAUCCAGGCUCGGAGCGCUUCGCAAAACCAGAUACACGAGAUUUGUCGAAAUGGAACAACAGAGUAGUCAGCAACCUCCUGUACUAUCAAACAAAUUAUCUGGUGAUGGCAAUCAUUGUUUUCUUGGUUGUAGGGUUCAUGAACCCUGUGAGCAUGUUCACAGGUGCAGCAGUCAUUGCUUCAGUUUUCAUUGGCUCAGUAUUGGCCGGAGAGAACAAGGUGGUGAUCAAGAACUUCAAAAAGGAGAACCCAACCUUAUUUGUUUUCCUGGUCAUGGUAGUGAGUUACCUCGUGAUGUCACUCUUUGGUGGAGUCAUGGUACUGCUGUUGGGAAUCAAGCUGCCACUUCUCUUGAUCUUUGCGCAUGCAUCACUUCGACUGCGCAACAUGAAAAACAAACUGGAGAAUAAGAUGGAGAGUGCGGGACUCAAGAAAUCACCCAUGGGUAUCUUACUUGAAGCACUGGGUCAACAAGAAGAGAAUUUCAGUAAAAUUCAAGGCCUUCUGGAGAGCAAACUCAAUGAAUGAACUCAAGAACAUGCAAAUGGCUCAAGAGGUUCUCACAAAAGAAAUGAAGGAACUUAUUACUUGCUAUUUGUGAAUUCCAACAUAUUUUGAGCUUGAUUGUUGAAACAAACAGUAUUUUUCUCAUUGUAUUUUUUUCUGGGUAGUAUUUGUAUGUACAGUGUUUUAUAAUGUUAUGAAACAGAUUUGUUUACAUCUCGAGUGUGGACAGUAGAUUAAACUAUGAUGCUACUGGGUGGGAAAAAAAUUAUCAAAUUUUGGUUUAGGUGUAGCACAAGUGAUCAUUCUGAAAAUAUCUAAGGCUAAUUAUUGCAGUCUCACAAGUGAUCAUUCUUUUUUUAUAAUGUAGGAAAACAUUGUGUUGUGCGUGUAAGUUUAAAGUGUUAUGUUACAGUAGUAUUCCUCUGUCUCCACAUACAUUUAUGAAAUCCAAGUUAUAAUAUGACAAAAAUAUGUCAUCAGUUUUAUGAUAUUGGCUGCUCAAAAAUGUGCAGAUCACAGAGUAAUUCUACCAAAGAAAGAGUGCACAUACAGGACAUUUAUUUAUUCUGCUGAUUUUAAUCACCCUUGAUUUCAGUUGUUUUCAGAAGGCUUUUUUGCAGACAAAUAAAUAAAUAAUCAGGUAUUACAAGCAUUGUAAAUGUCAUAAUGCUCAUCGUAAUCAAAAUCAUGUAUAACACCUUGAGGAUAAAGAAUUCUCACAAAUCUUGGUGCUAGUUGUUCAGGUUGCUAUGAUGCUGUAUUCAUAAAUCUAUGCAAAAAGUGUUCAUAAUAAAGCCACAUUUUGGUA
Xyrauchen texanus (razorback sucker) is the source of this 1419-nucleotide messenger RNA. RefSeq names its product ADP-ribosylation factor-like 6 interacting protein 5a (gene arl6ip5a). The transcript has 3 exons. Bases 60 to 632 code for a protein of 190 amino acids. The record is from RefSeq and is a predicted model, not a curated record. Lineage: Eukaryota; Metazoa; Chordata; Actinopteri; Cypriniformes; Catostomidae. Gene Ontology annotation, cellular component: membrane. Gene Ontology annotation, biological process: negative regulation of transport.